ACGGAAGAUAAAGGCACACCAACACUUUUGCACAUUGAAUAACAAUAUUCGCCACUCUGCCUGCUGCUACACAGAAAUGAAAUGAACAGGCAAGGAAAAGUGUGAAAAGAAAGAAGGCUGCGAAAAGUUUUUUACCCUUUGGAUAUUCAUUUUAAAGAAGUUUUCUCGACAAUGGAGAUUAGUUUUCAAACAUGAAAACCCGUGAAUACGCCACAAAUUGACGUAUUGAAAGUAAAUUUCUAGUUCAGAGCAGUGUGAAAAGUAUAGACGAGGCCAAUUUAGUAUGUGAAAAAAAGUAUCGAAUGAGAAAAUAAGAAGGCCAAGUUUUUCCUGCUGCCACAAAGCGUAGUCUUCGUCGACGUUGUUUUUUUCUGCAGCAAUCUGGUGGCUGGUGACGAUCAAGUGAACCGUGCUGAAUUUGGAUUAAUAGAACAACAGUGUGUGGUUUGGAUAUUACGUUUCUGAUUUUUUUGGUGGAUUCAAAAAGCUGUGCAGCAGCAGAAAGUUAAGUAGAGCUGCAAACUGCGAACAAAACAAGUCUGACUGAACAGCACCAGUCUAGCAACGCGGGGUAGCAAAAGCAGACGAGAAAUAAAGAUGGAUUCCGAUGAUGAGAGUUUCGAUGGGCAUGAUUCCGGAAAUGUUUCCAGCGGAGACGAUGACUUCGCAAUGGAUGUAGAUAUCAAUAAUCCACGGGACCGCGGCCAGCAAGAAGAGGACUAUCCGUACGAGGUUCUCACUACGGAGGAAAUAGUACAGCAUAUGGUGGACUGUAUCAAAGACGUCAACACCGUGGUAGAGAUACCUGCGACGAUUACUCGGAUCCUGUUGAAUCAUUUCAAGUGGGACAAGGAAAAGCUGAUGGAGCGCUUUUACGAUGGUGACCAGGAAAAACUGUUCAAGGAUGCGCAUGUAAUUAACCCUUUUCGGAAACCCAGCACAGUCACUAAGCCAAAGAUCAAAAAAUCUGGAACAGAGGAUUGCGAGAUUUGCUAUUCGUCAUUUCCCCCUAGUAUGAUGACAGGGCUGGAAUGUGGUCAUCGUUUCUGCACGCAAUGCUGGCAAGAGUACCUGACGACCAAGAUCGUCGAAGAAGGGCUAGGUCAAUCAAUUUCCUGCGCAGCACACGGAUGCGACAUCUUGGUGGACGACGUAACCGUGAUGCGGUUAGUACAGGAUUCACGCGUCAAGCUCAAGUAUCAGCAUCUGAUCACAAAUAGCUUUGUUGAGUGCAAUCGUCUACUACGCUGGUGUCCGUCGGUUGACUGCAACUACGCAGUCAAAGUACAGUACGUCGAUCCACGGCCAGUCGUUUGCAAAUGUAAUCACGUGUUCUGCUUCGAGUGCGGUGAAAAUUGGCACGACCCGGUACAGUGCCGUCUGUUGAAAAAAUGGAUUAAAAAAUGCGAUGAUGAUUCGGAAACUUCGAAUUGGAUUGCUGCAAACACAAAAGAAUGUCCAAAAUGCAAUGUCACCAUUGAGAAAGACGGAGGUUGCAAUCACAUGGUAUGCAAAAAUCAAAAUUGUAAGUAUGAUUUCUGCUGGGUUUGCUUGGGAUCUUGGGAACCGCAUGGUUCGUCCUGGUAUAACUGCAACCGUUACGACGAGGACGAAGCUCGUGCUGCGCGUGAUGCUCAGGAAAAAUUUAGAUCGUCUUUGGCAAGAUACCUGCAUUAUUACAACCGUUACAUGAAUCACAUGCAAUCGCUGAAAUUUGAACACAAACUAUACGCCUCGGUUAAAGCCAAAAUGGAAGAAAUGCAGCAGCAUAAUAUGUCCUGGAUUGAGGUCCAAUUUCUGAAGAAAGCUGUGGAUAUCCUUUGCCAGUGCCGUCAAACGCUUAUGUGCACCUACGUGUUCGCGUACUACCUGCGUAAAAAUAAUCAAUCGCUCAUUUUCGAGGAUAAUCAGAAAGAUUUGGAAAGCGCCACGGAGAAGCUUUCCGAAUUCCUGGAACGUGAUAUUACGUCGGAGAAUCUGGCCGACAUAAAACAGAAAGUACAAGACAAGUAUCGGUACUGCGAAAAACGUCGAAAAGUGUUGCUAGAUCACGUGCACGAAGGCUAUGAGAAAGAUUGGUGGGAUUAUACCGAUUGAUAAAAUAUUUCUGCCAACAACAGAACAGGGAUUCUGCUCCGAGUGACUGCACCGAACAAGAACGAAAAAAAAAACUUUUGGAGCACUCAAAAUCGACUGAGUGUUAUUAGAUGGUGAGUCAUAGCAGCAAACGUAAAAAUAAUAAUAGAAGAAAUCAAAUAUUUGCGAUCCGAAGGCAUCCAGCAUACUAGCUUAUCGAGAAAAUCGAAAGAAAUAGCAAAACAAGAAAACUAAAAAAAAAAUCUUCAAAGUAUUCAUUAAUUAUGAGGCGUACUUUUAUUUUCGCCGCAAAGUAAACAUCCGAUUUUCAGAUUACGUAGGGAAAACGCGAAGGACGUACAUGUUUUUAAAAAAUGCUAUAAAUAAUUAGGUAGCAUUAAGUAGCACUGUUGUUAUUUGUCUGUUUUUUCUUGUUUAUUUUUAUUUGCUCGGAUUGAACUUAAUUAGACAGUGAAACUAAGUACACUAAAGUGGUACUUUUUGUAAUGAUUUGCCAGUUGAACAAAGUAAUGACGUAAAUUUGCUCGCUUUUAAAUUAUCUAUCAAGUUAAAACAAAUUCGAUAUUAGAAAACAUACAACACACAACAUACAAAAAGAAUCAUGGUUCAAGAGCCGAACAGUCAUGUAGCUUGGUAUUCCCUAACCAAACAGUGUUAGAAUGUUCUCUAGCGGACUAUAUUGCAAUUAGUGUUUUAAAAUUUUAAUCAUUUAUAUUGAUUUUUCAAAUAAAAUAUUAGUAUGCAACUUGUAACGCCCGGAUAACAAACAAAGAUUAUAAUUAUUUGGACACCAAUAACCAGUUUGGCUUACAUCACAACGAAAGAAACAAACAGUGUCGUGCCGCAUCUGUCUUUGAUGAGGACUAUUUGGAGGCCGAUUGUGAUUAGUGAAAGCUAUGAGACAUUGAUAACCCAAAAUAUGCCACAAUUUAUUUUGUUGAUUCAAUUUAACGCUGUCCACUCUAUUAUGAUCCAUCGAUUCAGUGAUUCUUUUAGCUAUUCCAAAAUUUAGUAUUUGAUAGUCUUAACUGCACUCUACCGGCGUGAACUUGGUGGUUUGUACUUUUCUUUACCCUUGUCUCGAUUGAUUUCCCUCUUUUUAUUCCUUUUUUAUAAUUUUAUAGUUGUGCAAGAAACUGCAUAACACUUCAUCAAGUUCGGUUGCCUGUCAUUAUAUUUGUUUACAGUAGAAAUUUGUAAACACUUGUGCACCUUCUCUCUAUCCUUUCUAGUCUGGAGCGUUUUCAAAGAAUUUCUCAUAUUUGUUUUAGUAUAUUCUCCACAAGCGAACAGCGCAGUAGUGUCCGCUACAAAAUCCUUGUUCCCUUUUGCAAGCCUUCAUUAGUAGGACGCUUAAAAACGGAUUUGUGCUGAAAAAAAUUCAUAUGAAUUAAAGUUUUUGACAAAGUGAUAUAAAGUUUUAACGAAAAGAAUAAUGCAAAAAAGAAUAUAUAUAAAAAGUGAUGUGAAAGAGGUUUAUAAUAAAGCUGAACAUAACAAGAGAACUAAACAAUUAUAUACGGAUUAUGAAGUGGAUAUGUUAGAAUUUGUCAUUUUCUCAUUUUGUUGAUCUACAGCGGUAAAUGAAUAACUACAAACAUGAUAAAUUACAUUGUAAAAUCCGAUCGGAUCGAAAAACAAAAUAAA
Sabethes cyaneus is the source of this 3744-nucleotide messenger RNA. RefSeq names its product E3 ubiquitin-protein ligase ariadne-1 (gene ari-1). Bases 598 to 2097 code for a protein of 499 amino acids. Gene Ontology annotation, cellular component: cytoplasm; nucleus; ubiquitin ligase complex. The record is from RefSeq and is a predicted model, not a curated record. NCBI's taxonomy places the organism in Eukaryota, Metazoa, Arthropoda, Insecta, Diptera, Culicidae. Gene Ontology annotation, molecular function: ubiquitin conjugating enzyme binding; ubiquitin protein ligase activity; zinc ion binding. Gene Ontology annotation, biological process: protein polyubiquitination; positive regulation of proteasomal ubiquitin-dependent protein catabolic process; ubiquitin-dependent protein catabolic process. The transcript is spliced from 9 exons.